AUAAAAGUUAGUAGAUUGAACACAAUUCUCAGAAUAUCCCACAUAUUACACGCCAAUUUUGAUUUUGGAUAAUGGUUUUCAUGGAUUCGUACAAUCAAUUGGGAUCUUUCAAUUGUAUCAACUUCCUGAGCAACAGGUGGCCCAGGAGAGACGAUUUGAUUGGAUUCCGCCAAAAUGUAACUUUUCCCCCUUUCAAUCCCAAAUUUCCCUCCCUCGCGGUGUUCUUCCAGAACAAAAGAAAGAGACGUUGAAGUAAGACGGUCACGGCUGAAGACAGAAAGACUGAAAGAAGAUUGAAGAAAACCAAAGCCACAAUUUCAUAAAGCCAAGGCUUUUUCGAGAGCUUCUCUGUAGAGAAGUGCUGCAGAUUCUGUAUGGCGUCCAGGACUGACACACAACUCCAACAGAUGGCCUCCCACACAAUGACACUGCGAGUUAUCCUCUGCGAUGGAGACAUCAGGAAAGUCACACUGGCACACAGGCCCCGUUCAGUGGACGAUUUGAUCACCUGUUUGAAAAACACACUCGUACUUCAAUACAAUUUCACUUUACAGUUUAGAGACCCAGAAUUUGAUAACGAACUUUGCAACGUCACCGAUGUGUCUGAACUCCCAGAAAAACCAACUGUGAAGAUAAUCCCUGUGCUUGAACUGGUUGAGAUUGCAAGCGAAAAUUUGAAUGAUAGUCUAAGUACAGCCGAUACUGUGCUGCUGCAGUCCACGUCAUCACAGCAAAUGAGAAUGCCGUGGCCUGAUGAGUUUUCCCUCCCCAAGUUCUCUGUAGAUGUGGAGUUUAGACUUCGACAAGGGAAUUUAAGCUACCUCAAGGAUGGAACAUACUUGACCGUUUCAAAAGAGUUGAAACAUGACAUUCUCCACAAGAUAGCUGAAACCCUGUAUGCGAGGUUCAAAGCAUACCCCCAAAAAAAGGACCUUAGAGCAGUAGCCAAGGCUUUAAUUGCAGCUCAUCCUUGUCUUCGAGAAACUGCAUCGCCAACGGGUUAUGAUGGAUGGACACAGAGCCUAGCGGAUAAGAUGGGUAACUAUAGGACAAAAAUGAGGGCCCUGGGACACGCAGAUGUCAAGGUGAAUUCUGGGAAACGUGGAAGACACACUGUUGGUGGGGAGCCACCAAACAAGAGCAUCAAGAAACCGAAGAAAGGGGAAGUAAAUUUCCUACCCAAUCUUCCAGAUGGUCAUGAUGUCACAAGCCUUGAAGAUGCCCGACAACUACUGGUGGAUGAAAUGAAAAAGAAAAACCCAGAUGCAGUCUUCGUCAAUCAGCAGAUGGACUUCACGUUGUCUCUUAGAAGAAAGGAGGUGGUGAUGGACAAGCCUCCUGUGAGCCAGAUGAUGGAGCGUUGGCCAGCACUCUUCGUUGAAAAUCAGGUCUACCAGGAAUUCAGCAGAGUUGUAGGGAAAAACUUGAAGCAGGAGUUCUAUGAGAGUCUGGAUCGUCUUUGCCCUAAACUUAUAGAAAUCAUCAGGUCAAAGAGAGGUCUAAAGGGACAACUUCUGGAUGGUCUGUUGCGCCAGACAAAGACAUCGGACACUGCUGACAUCCGAUGCCUUGUCCUGAGAGGGCUUCCGAUUCUCUUUGAUGACGACUCUGCGAAUUUCUUCAAGACUUGCUUUGUCACUGAUGAUGAGGACAUAUACAGACACAUCGGGAUUGGAAUCAUUUGUUUCACUGAAGAAGAUGUUGUGCCACAUCCUCUGUCUCCUUCCUCUGCCGGGAUCGUCCUGGAGGGGACUCUUGUCAUGGACAAUUUGGACAUUUGUAAUGCCAUGUGUCUCUUGUUUGGCCUAACCUACGCGCUUCACUUGAACUACCCCAAAUGCAUGACAAACACAUUCAGGUUUAUUCAACAGGUCCUACUGAGCAUUGACAAGACAGAACUAAAAGGGAAAGUAUUAACACUGACCAAUCAGUUGUGAGAGGUGCGGUGAGGUGUGGUGUGGUGUGGUGUGGUGAGGUGAGGUGAGUUUGUGUGUGUCAGCGAGGUGAGUGUAUGUUUGUUUGUGUGAGUGUGAAUGAGUGUGUGUGUGUGUGUGUUUGUGAGUGAGGUGAGUGUAUGUUUGUUUGUGUAAGUGUGAAUGAGUGUGUGAGGGUGAGGUGAGGUGAGUUUGUGUGUGUCAGCGAGGUGAGUGUAUGUUUGUUUGUGUGAGUGUGAAUGAGUGUGUGUGUGUGUUUG
Sardina pilchardus (European sardine) is the source of this 2194-nucleotide messenger RNA. RefSeq lists its product as uncharacterized. The record is from RefSeq and is a predicted model, not a curated record. Bases 375 to 1937 code for a protein of 520 amino acids. The transcript has 6 exons. NCBI's taxonomy places the organism in Eukaryota, Metazoa, Chordata, Actinopteri, Clupeiformes, Clupeidae.